AAUUAACACAGUACUUACUGCGAAAAGAGACACUAAUCCCACCCAUCUCUCUCUCUCUCUCUCCCCAAAUAAAAUAAUCAAAAGUACACAAACCACCGCCCUUCUACCCCCGGCAAAACCAUCUCAUCCCUCACCGAUCUCCGCCGUCCCUUAUCAAGUCAACUGUUGAAUAACCGCCGGAACUUAAGUACGAUGUUUGUUAGAUAGCUGAGUAAUGUGAGCGAACUGAAUUUUUUUUUUUCUUAUCCAAAGUUCAUUUCUUAAUAUUAUAAGCUGAGAUGGAUCGGGCGCCUGCGUCAGCGGGUCAGGGUACGGAUAUGCCGAUCAUGCACGACAGCGAUCGGUACGACUUCGUGCGGGAUAUCGGGUCGGGUAACUUCGGAGUAGCUCGACUGAUGAGAGACAAGCAAACGAGGGAGCUUGUUGCGGUUAAGUAUAUUGAGCGAGGGGAAAAGAUAGAUGAAAAUGUGCAGAGGGAAAUUAUUAACCACAGGUCUUUAAGGCACCCUAAUAUAAUUAAAUUCAAAGAGGUAAUUCUGACACCAACUCAUCUGGCUAUUGUAAUGGAGUAUGCAUCUGGUGGAGAAUUAUUCGAGCGGAUAUGCAAUGCAGGGCGUUUUAGCGAGGAUGAGGCUCGUUUCUUUUUUCAACAGCUUAUAUCUGGAGUCAGCUACUGCCAUUCAAUGCAAAUAUGCCAUCGGGACUUGAAGCUGGAGAACACAUUAUUGGAUGGGAGCCCAGCUCCUCGUUUGAAAAUAUGUGAUUUCGGGUAUUCCAAGUCUGCUUUGCUCCAUUCACAACCAAAGUCUACAGUGGGAACUCCAGCUUAUAUUGCUCCUGAGGUGUUACUUAAGAAAGAAUAUGAUGGCAAGAUUGCGGAUGUGUGGUCUUGUGGCGUGACUCUGUAUGUUAUGCUUGUUGGUGCUUAUCCAUUCGAAGAUCCUGCUGAACCAAAGGACUUCCGGAAGACAAUACACAGAAUCUUAAGCGUUCAGUACUCGAUUCCAGACAAUAUUAACGUGUCAGAAGAAUGCUGGCAUCUUAUUUCUAGGAUCUUUGUAGCAGACCCUGCACAACGCAUCACAAUGAACGAAAUUCGUAACCACGUGUGGUUCCUUAAGAACCUCCCAGCAGACCUAAUGGAGGAGAGCUCGAGCUUUACGAACAGGCAGUUUGAGGAGCCAGAGCAGCCGAUGCAGAGCCUUGAGGUUAUCAUGCAGAUAAUCUCGGAGGCCACCAUACCGCCAGCUGGCGUCUCUAACAUGGACAUGAUGGAUGAUGACAUGGACAUGGAGGAUUUCGACUCGGACCCUGAUGACCUCGAUCUCGACAGCAGUGGUGAGGUUAUUUAUGCCAUGUGAGAUAUGACAAAAGGAACGAACAGUUUGUAGUACGACUUUGAGGGAUGAAGGGUUCGCGUGCAAAAGAGGAGGAGGCAAUUACGAGUGUUUUUUCCUUUUUUGUUUUUUAGUUACAUGUGCUUGUUGUAACUUUGUCGAGUUUUUUAUAAGCUUGUUAUAUGCUUUACUCGCGUCUACUUUUCUCUCUUUUUUGUGUCGGUGUUUACCGACUGUUUUCGCGCAUGUUUGUUGUGACUUGUAGGCUUGUAUCUGAUCUGUACUCUUUGGUUUUAUGGUUUAUUUAUAAGGAACCUUUUUAUAGAUCUCAUUUUAUUGUGCAG
Messenger RNA from Striga asiatica, 1681 nucleotides. NCBI's taxonomy places the organism in Eukaryota, Viridiplantae, Streptophyta, Magnoliopsida, Lamiales, Orobanchaceae. The record is from the annotation of a GenBank genome assembly.